AUAUAAACCAAGUCGACACACUCCGUUCUUCCCAACAGACUUUCUCAGCACUAUCGCUAAGCCUACUCACCUAAACACUCUCAUCAGCCGCUGCACACAGUCCCGGCAUCUUCAUCUUCAUCGUCGACAGCCUUCGCCAUGCAGCUCUCCCUUCUUGCUUUCUCCCUCGUGGCCGCGCUGCCGCUGGUCAGCGCGUACCCGGUCAAGGCCGACACGCUCAACUGCCGGUCCGGGCCCGGAACCAGCUACAAGGUGAUCAAGACGUACAAGAAGGGCGCCGACCUCAAGAUCACCUGCCAGGAGACCGGCGAAGUGGUCCAGGGCUCCUCGCUGUGGGACAAGACGUCGGACAACUGCUACGUCGCCGACUACUACGUCAAAACGGGCACCUCGGGCUAUGUUGCGCCCAAGUGCAGCAGCGGUGGCGGCAGCGGCGGCGGCGAGGGCACCCUGCCCGGCCUGAACAAGGUGCAGUCCUCGCACGCCCGGGCCAUCAUCGCCCAGGCCAAGAAGGAUGGCGUUGGCCGACACGGCUGCGAGGCGGGCAUUGCCACUGCUCUUGUCGAGACCAACAUCUACGUCUACGCCAACAAGAACGUGCCCAAGUCGCUCAACUACCCGCACGACAAGGUCGGCUCGGACCACGACAGCGUCGGCAUCUUCCAGCAGCGCGUCAUGUACUACCCGGACAUCGCCGCCGACAUGGACCCGGCCAAGUCGGCCGGCCAGUUCUUCAAGAAGAUGAAGGGCGUCAGCGGCUGGAAGACCAUGGCCGUCGGCAAGCUGUGCCAGAAGGUCCAGGUCUCGGCCUACCCGGACCGCUACGCCAAGCGCGUCGCCGAGGCCACCAAGAUCUGCUCUGCUGGGGGUCUUUAAGGAUUCCAAAGGGGGGUAUUUCGAGGGAUGGGAAUCUCUCACGCCACUUCACUUUAAAUUGUUUGUGGCUUCCUUUCGCUGUCUACUUUUUGGAUGUAUGUACAUACAAUCUCUUCUGCUGAGACUUUGCUUGCAUUUACGCUAGAAACAUGGAGUUUGUCAACCCUCUGGUUUGGAACAGAAACUGGCGG
Chaetomium strumarium is the source of this 1067-nucleotide messenger RNA. RefSeq lists its product as uncharacterized. NCBI's taxonomy places the organism in Eukaryota, Fungi, Ascomycota, Sordariomycetes, Sordariales, Chaetomiaceae. The record is from RefSeq and is a predicted model, not a curated record. Bases 139 to 876 code for a protein of 245 amino acids. The transcript has 2 exons.